Bufo bufo (common toad) is the source of this 2599-nucleotide messenger RNA. RefSeq names its product chemokine-like receptor 1. The record is from RefSeq and is a predicted model, not a curated record. Gene Ontology annotation, cellular component: plasma membrane. The transcript is spliced from 2 exons. Gene Ontology annotation, biological process: phospholipase C-activating G protein-coupled receptor signaling pathway; positive regulation of cytosolic calcium ion concentration; inflammatory response. NCBI's taxonomy places the organism in Eukaryota, Metazoa, Chordata, Amphibia, Anura, Bufonidae. Bases 202 to 1266 code for a protein of 354 amino acids. Gene Ontology annotation, molecular function: N-formyl peptide receptor activity; complement receptor activity.
GUCAGGUUCUCUUUAAGGGAAAAGAGGAUUUCCUAUUGACAGUAAGUGAUUGCUGACUCAGGCAUCUGAUGUAAAAGCUGACGACACCGCUCAGUCUCUAUAUAAUGGGCACAGAUCUGGAGCGAGGCACCUCAAAGGGGAAAAGUAGAAGACCAUCAGCUUUUUUUAUAAAGUUCUGUUCCACCAUUUACCAGGAAAGUCAUGGAGAACAUCACGUUGUAUCCAACCUUCAAUGUUACACCCCUGAACCACACUUCUGGCAAUACAACUGACGACUAUGAAGACUAUGGACUGUCCCCUGAGAAUUACUUCGCUUUGUUGGUCUACUCUUUGGCCUUUGUACUUGGGACAAGUGGAAAUGGCCUGGUCCUCUGGUUCACAAUCUUCAAGAUGAAAAAGACGGUCAAUGUCAUUUGGUUCCUUAAUUUAUCAAUCGCUGACUUCACCUUCACAUUAUUUCUCCCCUUGAGCAUAAUCUACUUGGCUUAUGAUUUCGAAUGGAUCUUUGGGGCAUUCAUGUGCAAGUUGAAUAGUUCGGUUGCUUUCAUCAAUCUGUUUGCCAGCGUCUUCCUGCUCACCAUCAUCAGUAUAGAUCGUUGUAUCUCUGUCAUCUUCCCAGUUUGGUGCCAAAACCACAGAACGCCAAAACUGGCUUUAUUCGUUGUCAUCGGAGUUUGGGUCCUGGCUAUUAUAUUUAGCCUCCCAUACUUUAUAUUUCGAAACACCUUUGAAUAUUUCGACGGCACCUUUGGUUGCUUUAACAACUUUGACCUUGGAGAGGAAUUAGAACCUGACACCGAAGAGUUAUCGCCCAUUGGCAUGUCCCGUCACAAAGGGACAGCCAUAACCAGAUUCCUCGUGGGAUUUUUGAUCCCUUUUAUUGUCAUUGUCUCGUCUUAUUCCAUAAUUGCCCUACGUAUCCAAAGAAAUCACAUGACCACGUCCACCAAGCCCUUCAAAGUCAUAAUCGCUGUGAUAAUUUCCUUCUUCGUCUGUUGGUUUCCUUAUCAUGUUAUCUCCUUGAUGGAAUUGCAUGCAGGUAAUUUUUCACCCAAUGUAUUUCGUGUUGGCGCUCCUCUCACCUCCAGCUUGGCUUUCAUAAACAGCUGCAUCAAUCCUUUUCUCUAUGUUUUUAUUGGCCGGGACUUUAAGAAAAAAUUCUGGGGUUCCUUCCAUUCAAUAUUCGAGAAAGCUUUCAAUGAAGACUCAUUACAAAAAGACCUCCAGAACAAGACCAAGUCCACCUCUGACUCCCAUGUGGUCUAACUGAUAGAGUCACCUUCAUAUCUGAACUUUGAUUACAUUCCUAUACACUGAAUGACUGGACUAAACAACUCGAAAAGACCAUCGGUAACAAUGUUUCUUAGCGCUAUGUUAUUUAAAGGUUCAGAAAUCUAUGGUUUGAUCUCAUCACAUUGACGACAGUCCUGAUGAAAGCCUACCAACAUAUAAGAGAAUUGGAGAAACUUUGAGAGACGUGAAGAUUUCUCGUAUUGUACAGUACGCCCCUUUGAUCAACCUACUGGUUGAAUUAGGGGCUAGUUGUCCCAGUGGUUGGUUAGCUUAAAAAAGUCACAUUUUCAGUUAUCCGAUGACAAGUAGAAAAUAGUUUGUCCCGCUGGUAUGCCCCCAAGUGAUUAGCUGUGAUUGGUGGAGGAAGUGGCAGCAAAUGAUGAAUUUUCCUACAGUGCCACCACAGGGGGGAUUUCAGUAUUACACAGUUCUCCUUUUUUUAGUCCUCAUCACUCUGGCUUAAUGAAGGGGGAACCCGUAUAUUGACUUAGAACUUGCUCAUAGAUUAUUCCUAUAGGUGAAUAUCUUUAAUCUAGCCAGAUGUAAGUUACUCAGGUUGACUGAACACCGAACUGACACUGGUUGUUUGCCCCAAGACCAAAGUUAGACAAUAGAAAUGGUAGAACCAAGACCUGCCGUCCCUCUUGACAUGUCUGUUUUAGGAAAUCAUCGGAUUGUCCAUGAAGUAGCAAUUCUGGGUCUUUUUUUUUUUUACUUUGAGCUGUGUCAUUGCUCUAUUAUUCCUCAAAGAAAUGAAUGAAUAUAUUGAACACUGGACUGCAACGCUCCUGUUGACAUUGCCUGCACUGAUCUGACAAUGUAGAGUAUGCAAAGACAUACCCUCAAUUGGUAGCACCAAGGUUUUUUCUAGUAGGAAUAACCAAGGAAGAGGGCAAAGUUCUGAGAUUUUUUUUUCCAAAUUGUUAUAGUGUUGACAAUACGAUAAUUUACCACAUGUCAUGAGAGGUGACAGAUACUCUUAAAUUAUAAAAAUAUCGUGAGUCAUUUAAAGUAGUCUUGAAGUUACUUUGAUUCUUUUUAUUACACACAGUAUUUUAUUGCUAUAAUAAUGCUGCAGUCAUUACAAAAAAACUUUAGUUAGACAUUGUAUGUAAAACCCAUGAUACCAAAAUAUUCUUAUAGUUAUAGGGGUCCAAUAUUUCUGUUAUAGAGCACCAAGUACUCCUACUUUGAAAUUUUAACUACCUGUAUCCACCACUGAAGGAUGCUUAUACGAAUUUUGCAUACAGUACUAUUGAUUUCAGUGAACUGUAUAAAUGAUCAGAAAUAAGCUCCUGAGCUCCCC